AUGUUCGGGACGAAACUUCCUGCGGCUCGGUUGACUCUGGGGCUAUCACCGCCCACCUUCCGCACUGUUGUAACAAGAAACACUCCUCAAGGGCCUCGAGGAUCCAUACGCAGACCACCUCCACAGGCAUGGCUUCCGCCGCAUCGACGAGAUGCGCCCGCGCCCGAGCAACCCAAAAAUGAAGUCCAGUCGAGCGAAGCUCCUCUAGUCGCACCCACUCGGGCUGAGGCCGUGUCUACUGCCCUCUCGCAAACUCCUGACUCGGAAAAUAACCUCGUAACGCCCGUUCAUAUCCCGGAAGACCCCAAUGGCGUCCUUAAAGAAGCACAUCCCGCCAUGCGCCUGCUCGACAACUCAGCCAUUGUGGUGCAGCGUCAGCUGGAGAUGAUGAAUGUGCUGAUGGGAUUCGAACAGGCAAACCGAUAUAUCAUCAUGGAUCCGCAUGGGAAUCACAUCGGAUAUCUUGCAGAGCAGGAACACGGUUUAGGGAACGCCAUGGCACGGCAGAUGUUUAGGACACAUCGGAGCUUUACUACACAUGUGUUUGACCGUGAGGAGAGGGAGGUCCUCCGAUUCCACAGGCCGUUCAGCUGGAUCAGCUCAAAAAUACGAAUCUACGAUGCUACAGCUGAAGGUGACAGCGCAUAUGCAUCGUCGGUUGCAUUACAAGGUACAAGCGCGGGAAGUAUAGUGAAUCAGACUAGCGCAAAGGUCGCUCGACUUCCACUAUCACACUUGAGGAUUAUUGGAUCUGCGGAGCAAGAAUGGGCACCAUUGCGGCGGAAAUAUAAUCUGUUCCUAGCGCGAAACAUCGAGGCAGCUGAACCCGACACCCCACAGCUACCCUCAGGCCGUCUCCCGCUAUCCAACUCAAAAGCCUUGCAGGUUGCCGAGGGAGACUCAAGAGAGAUCGGGAUGAUACAAUUUGCCCGCGUUGACGAGCCUUUCCUGUCCUGGGAUUUCUCACUCAUGUCAGAAGAUGGCCGUCUCAUCGGCUCUGUCAACAGGAACUUCGCAGGUUUCGCCCGAGAACUCUUCACAGACACGGGCGUCUAUGCACUUAGGAUGGACGCUGCCGGGCUUACUGGGGAACCAUCCCACCUCAUAUCUAAGAGUGGGGAGCAAUCAGAACCUACACUUGAGGGGUAUCCGGGAAUGACGCUUGAUCAGCGCGCUGUGAUGUUGGCAACAGCAGUCAGUAUCGACUUCGACUACUUCAGCCGGCAUAGUAAUUCCGGCAGUAUGGGAUUCUUGCCUAUGUGGAUGAUCCCAUGGGGAGGGGAAGCAGCAGGGGAGGCUGGGGCGGUUGGAGCGGCUGGGGCAACGGGAGAGACUGGCGUUGCCAGUGAAGCUGGUGCUACUGCUAGGGGACUUGGGGUUAGCGAGGCAGGUGCUGCUGGGGCUGGGAGUAUGGCGGGAUAUGAAGCCAUGCAGAGAGGGAGAGAAACUGGGCAGCAGCAAGACGUCCAGGAUACUGACCCCCAGUCGCCUCAGGCAGAAAAUCAAUAUCAUGUAACCCCCGAUCAGCAACAGCCUAGUCAGCAAGGAGAGGAUAUGUGGAGCGAUGGUGGUUCUGGUGAUGGUAGUGAUUCUGGUGAUGGUAGUGAUUCUGGUGAUGGUAGUGAUUCUGGAGGUAGCGGUGGAGGGGGCAGUGGAGGGGGAGGAGGAGACGGUGGAGGAUUUGACCUCACUGAGUGGUUUUAAUGAUGAGAUGUGGACAUAACUUGUAUGAACAGUGUAUGAUUACACGAAAAUUGGAAUUGCG
Lindgomyces ingoldianus is the source of this 1765-nucleotide messenger RNA. Its product is annotated as Scramblase-domain-containing protein. NCBI's taxonomy places the organism in Eukaryota, Fungi, Ascomycota, Dothideomycetes, Pleosporales, Lindgomycetaceae. Gene Ontology annotation, molecular function: phospholipid scramblase activity. The transcript is spliced from 2 exons. Gene Ontology annotation, biological process: plasma membrane phospholipid scrambling. The coding region runs from base 1 to 1704 and encodes 567 amino acids. Gene Ontology annotation, cellular component: plasma membrane. The record is from RefSeq and is a predicted model, not a curated record.